GCGGCGACGAAGCGGGUAAUAGUGCGGUCGAGAAGCCUCCGUCAGGUAUUCGUGUACAAAUAGGCAAAAUUCCUUUUGAGACCAAGGGUUCCAAGCGUGACUAGCUUACGACAUCGAUUUAAUCGCCGCGGAAGAUUAUUAAUUAAGGAUGUGUUAUAUAGAUGAAUCAGGAUGUUGUCGUCAAAGAACCUCAUCGAAUCAUGCUUCGAGCGCGUAUCAGGACUUAAAACCGCAACAGAUCCAAGGAUUAUAUCAAGCCCCCGUUUUCUAUCAGGCUCCAGUAUCCUGUCAAACUCCGGUAUCCUGUCAAACUCCGGCGCCUUACCAAGCUCCGGCGCCCUAUCAAACACCUUAUCAGGCUCCGGCACCUUGUCAGGCUCCGGCACCUUGUCAGGCUCCGGCACCUUGUCAGGCUCCAGCACCUUGUCAGGCUCCGGCACCUUAUCAGGCUUCGGCACCUUAUCAGGCUCCAGCACCUUAUCAGGCUCCGGCACUUUAUCCGGCUCCGGCACCUUACUUGGAAACCCAGCCAGUUCCAGCGUCCUCAUACAAUGACGAUAUUCCCCCCGGUACAACCUUCGUUGGGUUCGUGAGCACGAGCUUUCAGCCCGGAGCCCUUCGUGGAGGAGCUGUUACGAUACCUACCGAUACAGGUUUUAACAGUUCUCCCUUUGCAACAAUGUUAAGGGAAGGAAUAGUGUUUCUCUGUGCACUACGAAACCUGUUUUCCAAGCAUGAUUUCUAACAACAGUGAGAAUUGUAUUGAGAAUUGUAUCAUGUUGGCAGCGUGAAGAACGGCCAGGAAAUAUUAAGCUGGUGUGUCUACGUAUCGCUCGUAUAUUAAAUAAAAAUUGAAUUAAA
Molecule: messenger RNA, 861 nt
Organism: Varroa destructor (honeybee mite)
Lineage: Eukaryota; Metazoa; Arthropoda; Arachnida; Mesostigmata; Varroidae
Product: P17/29C-like protein DDB_G0287399
Source: RefSeq, a predicted model, not a curated record